Messenger RNA from Trichogramma pretiosum, 3475 nucleotides. It is a transcript of the gene IntS3, whose product is annotated as integrator complex subunit 3. Gene Ontology annotation, cellular component: cytoplasm. The record is from RefSeq and is a predicted model, not a curated record. Bases 307 to 3465 code for a protein of 1052 amino acids. Lineage: Eukaryota; Metazoa; Arthropoda; Insecta; Hymenoptera; Trichogrammatidae. The transcript is spliced from 10 exons.
GCGAGCCUUACACGUUCGAACGUACGCGGUCUUUAAACUCUACCUUGAAAGUCAUACAGUCGGCUAGCGUGUAUAUAAGCAACUCCAGCAAGUUGUUUUAGGUUAAAGCGUUGGGUACCAGUUGUGCCCCACAGAAUACACAAAAAUAAGGGCAAUAUUUAACGUAAAAUUUACCCUUAAAAACAACUCGUGCGAUCGAACCGCGGCGUUCAAUCAGCCUGAUUAUUUGUGAGGUUUUGUUGUAAAUGCACAGUGUAAAAAUGUGUUGAGUUAAAAUGUCAUAGCAGCUAAUCACAAAUAAUCAGAAUGGAAACUAAGAAGAAGUUAUUUACAUCUACCUUAAUAGAAUAUCAAGAUGAUCUUGAAGAUAGACUGUUGCACUGCGCCAGUGUUGUGCACAACUUGUCUAACGGACUAUCGGAUACAGAAAGACACGACGCCUACAAUAAACGGGGAUGCUCGGAUACAAAUCACGAGGAAGUAUGCCUCGGUCUGCUCAUGAACAUCCUGACGGACCAGCCGGAGGCAAUCAAGUCCUACAAAGAUCUGACGUUCCUCAGUCGAGACGGUUUUGCGAUCGUGGUCAGCACUCUCAAUGCGAUCGUACUGGACAAGUACGGAAAACUGACAGACGACUCCAGGAACCAGGUGCUUUGGCUCGUCCGAGAGAUGAUCAGGAGCAAAGUGGUCGGGGUCGAGCUUGUGUGCUCGAAUCUGUUGCGUCACGCGGCCGGCGGCGAUAUCUCGCCCAAGAACAUUUACUUGAUCGAGUCGCUGCUCAACAUCUUUCAGGAGCAAAGAACCUGGCUGGAGCAGACCUCGCACAUGAUACCGCUGGUUGUAUAUACGUAUCUUCGUCUACUCGAGGAUCACGCGUGUAACAGUGCUUUGGUCGCUCUUAAAAAUAAAGAAGUUAAUUUUAUUGUCACCCUGAUCAGGGAAAGGUUUAGCGACUGUUUGGUUAUUGGAAGAGAUUUUAUUAGAUUAUUACAAAACGUCGCUCGAAUACCUGAAAUCGAGCAGGUCUGGAAGGACUUGCUGCACAAUCCAGCGUCGCUGAUGUCUAAUUUCACGGGUGUGCUACAAAUCCUAACGACGCGAACUUCCAGACGAUUUUUGCAAUCUCGACUCACGCCCGACAUGGAGAAGAAGCUUGCCUUUCUUACAGGUUCCGUGCGUUUCGGCAAUCACAAGAAGUAUCAGGACUGGUUUCAACGUCAGUAUCUCUCGACGGCUGAGUCGCAAACGCUGAGGAGCGACCUGAUCAGAUUCAUCAUCGGGGUCAUUCACCCGUCCAACGAGCUGCUCUGCUCGGACAUCAUUCCGCGCUGGGCCGUUCUGGGCUGGCUAUUUACUACUUGCACGUCGGCGUGUGCCAUGAGCAACGCCAAACUCGCUCUGUUCUACGACUGGCUGUUUUUCGACCCCGAAAAGGACAACAUUAUGAACAUAGAGCCGGCGAUAUUGUUGAUGCACAACUCGAUGAAACCACAUCCUGCUAUAACGGCGACGACGCUUGAUUUCUUGUGCAAGAUAAUACCGAAUUUUUAUCCACCUUAUGAGGAAAGAAUAAAAUUAGGUAUAUACACGUCGCUGAGACAUAUUUUGGAUAAGAAGGUUUUGCCAACCUUACACCCACUAUUUGACAGUCCGAAAUUGGAUCAAGAAUUACGAAUAACCAUCAGAGAAAGGUUUAAGGAGUUUUGCCUACCGAGCACUGUAGAAUAUGAUCGUCAGGAUGUCGCACCUAGAGAAACAAAUAAUCGCAUUCAACACGCACAGUCUCCGGAAUCACAUGUAGACGUUUAUUUCGACAACGUAAGUCCACCUGUAUCCGCAGACUAUUCGUCAUUGAAUGAAAAUAAAAGAAAAAGCGAUCAUACGUUUGAAGACGGCGAGACGAAUAAAUCCAAAAACUUCCAUGAAGAUUCGGUAAAAAAAGAAGAAACUUCGAGCGAAUUAUCCUCGUUAGAAAGCUCAGAGUUGAAAGAUACAUUAGAAGAAUUACAAAAGGAAGUUGACAAGGAAAGAAAGUGUCAGCUCAUGGAAAAAAUUGUACAAAUCAUAUUAGAGGAUGACUUAGAUCCCGAAACAAUAAACGUAUUGGCAACAUGCCUCACGAAUUUCCUAUCCGACCAAAUAAAAGACGAUAACUUAUAUCCUCCAAAGGAUCCGGAUGCCGAAGAUGCACUUAUAGACAGUAUAAGUAUACCCUUAUUUAUUAUGUUUAGGAAUCAGUAUCAACUUCGUAAAGAUGACGAUGAUCGUAGCCGACUCCUUAUGACAGUUAUAGUUGAAAUGUAUACGAUUCAACCCAGAAUUGGAUACCUCUUACUGUACUUCCUAAAAGUUUAUGGAUUGGAGGUUGAAAAAAGUGAAAAUGAUUCCAGUACAAUUAUAAACUCUGUAAAAACGAACGUGUACAAAGAUUUUUGCGCUCAGAGGGACGACGAGUUUAAAAUUUGUUUAAUGUCAGAUUUAAAACUAUGUCAUAGGGACAACGUCCUGCUACUUUGUUACCUCAUUACCGACGUUUAUGCGCUAUUCGAGAGCAUUGCCGUGGGAAAUGUGGACAUUUUUCAUCUGGUGGCGCAGUCAAUCGAUCCCAACCAAUUACAGGACAUCGUUUACCAAAUUAUGCAGAGUCGCCUGAAAAUGUUGAAGAAAGAGUCGAUUCAAGAUUUUAUCGAAAAAACCUUAGAGUGGGAGAGUUUCGGGCAGUUUUGCUUCUGGCAGAUAUUUUUCGUGCACAAUAUCCGUUUGGAAUCAAUAUUACCAAUUGUAACGAGAUUAAAUACAACGGAUCACGCAGAAGCUUUGACAUCAAUCAUGUUUCUGUUGAAGCACGAAAAGCCUACCGACAAAAUCCUGGAAUUCUUGUUGUGUAGGGAUUGCAAUGACGAGGAGGAGGAGGAUACGUUCGUUAUUAGUAUUUUAAAAUAUUGGAUAAAAGAGUACGAGCAGGAGAUGACCGAGCUUCUGGCUACAUUUUUGACCUCUCGAUUUCCUUCGAAACGGAAGCGUUCAGGCGGGAAACAGUACAAAGUUCCGAAAGAGUUGCUCUUAAUGCACUUGAAUCAGCUACGCAAAAACUGCAUCGAUACAUCCGAACUGGAGCUAUUUAACUCAAAUGCCAUGCAAAAUGGACUACAAAUGGCGGCAGCUGGAAGUAACGAUAAUACGAAGAAAUGUUACAGUGAUUUGUUCGCGAUGGUUGAAACCAACGCUGAGCCAACAACAACGUCAACAACCACAAAAACCACUAACAAUGCUAAAAAACCCCCACCAAGUUCAAAUAAUAAUUCACACAAGGGAAGUAAAAGAAUAGCGCAUAAUUCGAAAGAUAGAGUUGCUAAAAGACCCAAGAAAGAUGAAAGCGACGUUGAAAGCGACGAAAGCAUUGAAUUGUUAAAGCCUAAGCGAGUGAAGAAGCAAAAAAAAAUCCUUGAAUCUGACUCGGAAUAACUGAUCAACG